UUCACCGGGGUUGCUCUGGGACCUUCUGGGAAAGGAGGUGCAGGGCUCCAGGAAGCCAGUGUCCGGGGAGUGCUGUGCUGAGUCCAAGGGCCUGGCCAGGGCAGGCGUGGACAGAUCGUCUCAGAGGAGCCAGGGCGUCCCUUCCUCCAGAUUUAGCUAAAGGAAACGUGGAACAUCUCAUCGGUCAUCCUCCCCACUCUCCAGCUCCGCUCCAGAGGCCCCUCCAGACUAUCCGCCGGCCGCUGCCCCUUUAAGCGCCGCACUCCUCCCCCAGCGGUGGCACUGAGGAAGUGGGGGUUGGGGGUGGCUGAGCGCUCACGCCCCGGACUGCUAAGGAAGAUGGUCCAGGCUGGGGGAGUCGCUCUCAAGUCCCGCUGCCCCCUCCCCUGAGCCAGGUGAUUUGGGAGGCCCCCUUCUUCCUUCUUUCCCUCCCACCCCACGCGCCACCAGGGAUGACUCCGUGGCCUCACGGGAACAGUACUCUGGCCCCGUGGCCAGACGUCCCCAAUACCGCCAACACCAGUGGGCUGCCAGGGGUGCCGUGGGCGGCGGCCCUGGCCGGGGCGCUGCUGGCGCUGGCGGUGCUGGCCACCGUGGGAGGCAACCUGCUAGUCAUCGUGGCCAUCGCCCGGACACCGAGACUCCAGACCAUGACCAACGUGUUCGUGACUUCGCUGGCCACAGCCGACCUGGUAGUGGGACUCCUGGUGGUGCCGCCGGGGGCCACCUUGGCGCUGACUGGCCACUGGCCGUUGGGCGCCACUGGUUGCGAGCUGUGGACCUCAGUGGACGUGCUGUGUGUGACCGCCAGCAUCGAAACCCUGUGCGCCCUGGCCGUGGACCGCUACCUGGCGGUGACCAACCCGCUGCGUUACAGCGCUCUGGUCACCAAGCGCCGCGCCCGGGCAGCCGUGGUCCUGGUGUGGGUCGUGUCGGCCGCGGUGUCGUUUGCGCCCAUCAUGAGCCAGUGGUGGCGCGUAGGUGCCGACGCCGAGGCGCAGCGCUGCCACUCCAACCCGCGCUGCUGUGCCUUCGCCUCCAACAUGCCCUACGUGCUGCUGUCCUCCUCUGUCUCCUUCUACCUUCCACUCCUCGUGAUGCUCUUCGUCUAUGCGCGGGUUUUCGUGGUGGCUACUCGCCAGCUGCGCUUGCUGCGCGGGGAGCUGCGCCGCUUUCCGCCGGAGGAGUCUCCGCCGGUGCCGUCGCGCACUCUGGCUCCCUCCUGCGCGGGGACGUGCGCUCCGGCUGAAGCUGUGCCCGCCUGCGGCCGGCGGCCCGAGCGCCUCCUGCCUCUCCGGGAACACCGGGCCCUGUGCACCUUGGGUCUCAUCAUGGGCACCUUCACUCUCUGCUGGCUGCCCUUCUUUCUAGCCAAUGUGCUGCGCGCCCUGGGGGGCCCCUCUCUGGUCCCCGGCCCGGCCUUCCUCGCCCUGAACUGGUUAGGCUAUGCCAACUCUGCCUUCAACCCGCUCAUCUACUGCCGCAGCCCGGACUUUCGUAGCGCCUUCCGCCGUCUUCUGUGCCGCGGCGGCGCCUGCCUGCCCCGGGAGCCCCGGGCCGCCGCCUCCCCGGCCCUCGUCCCCUCGGGCGCCUCCGCGGCCGGCACCAGCCCCGCACAGCCCAGGCUUUGCCGACAGCUCGACGAGUUUGACGGCCGUGGAGGUGAGAAUCCACUUCCGGUAUGAAGUGCAGCUGUUGAGUGAGGAGCCUGGCUUCCUGGGGAGUUUCUUAGGCCUGAAGGACAAGAAGCAACAACUCGGUUGAUCAGAACUUGUGGAAAGCCUCUAGCCUCUGUUCACAAUGAGUCCCAUGGGAUUUCCGGGUUGUGACACUUUACCCUCCAGAACCUGGCGACUAGGCCAUGUGACCCGAGGAGGGAAUCCUUACCAAGUGGGUUUUCACCAUCCUUUCACUCUCUGAGAGAUGUUUUCUAAACUCCACCCUUGAACUUCACUCCUCCUUCAGUGGUAGAGCCCAGCUGCCCGGAGCAGCCAGCUGGCUUUGGUAGAGGGCACCCGUCACCUGGCUCGCUUGUGCAGUCAGUGAGUGCUUAGGGCAAAGAGAGCGCCCCCGGUCCCAUUCUUUCUGCCACCCAAACCCUGAUGAGAUCGCAGUGUUCUCCAGGCUCCAUAGCCCAGGCUGAGAGUAGCAGGCUGGAAAAGACCAAGAUUUGGGGUUUUGUCUCUAGUUCCCUCAUUACGGCUCUCAAACACUGGCCUGUCUCACUGUAGCUAUGGAAAGGCUCCGAUCUACCUCACGGCAGUGUCAGAAGGUCUUUGUCAGGGUUCGGGAGCUCCAGGUUCACAGGAAGGUGAACCAUUAGAACAUAUCUUUUCUUUUCCUUUUGCAAUCAGAUGAAUAAAUAUCACUGAAUGCAGUUCA
Messenger RNA from Callithrix jacchus (white-tufted-ear marmoset), 2382 nucleotides. It is a transcript of the gene ADRB3, whose product is annotated as adrenoceptor beta 3. Lineage: Eukaryota; Metazoa; Chordata; Mammalia; Primates; Cebidae. The record is from RefSeq and is a predicted model, not a curated record. Gene Ontology annotation, molecular function: beta3-adrenergic receptor activity; epinephrine binding. Gene Ontology annotation, cellular component: plasma membrane. Gene Ontology annotation, biological process: positive regulation of MAPK cascade; norepinephrine-epinephrine-mediated vasodilation involved in regulation of systemic arterial blood pressure; adenylate cyclase-activating adrenergic receptor signaling pathway.